Molecule: messenger RNA, 285 nt
Organism: Thelazia callipaeda (thelaziosis nematode)
Lineage: Eukaryota; Metazoa; Nematoda; Chromadorea; Rhabditida; Thelaziidae
Source: the annotation of a GenBank genome assembly
AUGUGUGGGAAGGAAGGGAGAAGGGAAGGGGAACCAUUGCGUGCUUCAACGAACGCAUACAUUGAGCUCUACGAUACUUCUUCACAUAAGGAGAGGUCUGAGUUGCCCCAAAAGCUUCCAGAAUAUAGCGAACGACGUAGAAGGACUAGAGCAGUGGCUACAGGUACUAACUCAGGGCCGGAAAGAAAAGCGUGCGUUAUAGGUUGUGCUUGUCCUCUACAUCUGCUUCUUCGUUCUUUCUGGAAAGGAAGCAGAGGAUCAUUUCCAAAAUGUCUUGGUGCUUGA